Seminavis robusta is the source of this 1820-nucleotide messenger RNA. The record is from the annotation of a GenBank genome assembly. Lineage: Eukaryota; Bacillariophyta; Bacillariophyceae; Naviculales; Naviculaceae.
CAAAAUAGCCCUCGCUCGCAUCCUCCCUCCAUCGGAAACUGGUACAUUGGAAGAACCUUUGAUGCGUGUCGACACAGUAAAAGGCCUCGCCGUUGUUGUCGUUGUUGUUGUACGGUAAAGGUGAACCGUCGCUUCCAGCAGUUACUCCAUACAGUAUUCGAAGGCACAGCGAGGCACGGUCAGGAGAGUUAGCUAGCUAGCUAGCUAGCUACGACACAGAACAGAAACACACCCGUUCCAAGCACGAGAAAAGGGUCAGAUCAGAUCAACCAUGCCCGUUUCAUCAUCAGCACAGGGUCUGUGGGGUUUGUUUCGAAACAACAGUACCAAACAGCUGGGGAAGUGGAUGGUUCUGUUGAGCUUGGGGCUGCAGGGAUUCGUGGUUGUCCGACUCUUUCAGGGCAAAUUGCAUCUCUUUGACGAAGAUUAUUUCCACGAUGAUGCUUUGGUGGAUCCAUCGCCCUACACUGCCCGACGGCAUGCCCUCGUCAGCCAUAACGUCAAUAACAACAAGAAUACAACCCACGGCAUUCAGCUGGACGUGAUGGUCCCUGUAUUCCAACGAGACGAACGAUUAGUGCAGUUUGCCAUUGAUUUGGGAACCGCCAUUGGCGAAUACCGGCGAAAGCAAAAGACCAUUUCCAAUUACAAGAACCAGAACAAGCAAAAACAUGCCUCCAUUCAAACAUUUCGAGUGUUGGUGACUCGAUUUACCAGACGGGAAAAAGCCGACAGUCAAAAAGUCCAGCGACUCAUAGCGGCCCUCACGGAUCUGCCAAUAGAAAAUAUUGUCAUGGUGAAUGCCCCCAAAGAUGCCACAUUUUCCAGAGCACUGGCACUCAAUCUACUCCAUCAAUCGGCAUGCUAUCGCAAGACCUGCAUGGUGUCACGAUUAGAUGUCGAUAUGGCUGUCAAGGCAGAAUUUUUCCAACAUGCCGUGGAAGUCAUUAUACUCCGGCAGUAUCCACCCAUCGACAAGGAUUAUUACAGUCCCACCAAGCAGGAAAUCACCAACAUGGAUCCCGCCGAAUACAACAAGUAUCCUCCCGCCUAUUUUCCCAUUGUCUGGAGUGAAUACGAUCCAUUUCCAGUAAAGCUGGUGGAAGAAGCCUAUAAACGAAUGGGCAAAAUUCCUCUCUCCAAAUAUUCCGAACACCGCGGACAUUGGAGACACUACGGCAAGGGCAUGUAUGUAUUGACCGGACCCGAUGCCAAGAUUCUGCAAUUCAAUACUACGUAUCAAGGAUGGGGACUGGAAGAUACCGAUUUCUACAAUCGAACCGUGGCACUGCCACGACGAAUUGUUCGACGAUUGGAACCGGGUCUGGUACAUGUCUGGCAUCCCAAAAAGUGUCGCAUGGGUCUGGAUAUUAUGACGGGGGAUCAACUGGACCGCUGCAAAACGGCCCAGUCUCUGCAAGAAGGAUCCAAAGUGGGAUUGGACAUGCUCAAACUGUUUUGGCGCGGUGUGGAUAAACAAGUCGUCACCAAAGUGGUCGUUCCCACUACCAAGGAACAACAACCACCAAAGGCUUCCAAAAGGACCCACCCAAAACCAUCCAAAGGUGGUGACAACAACAACAACAAUGCCGAUGAAGCAGAGAAUGAUGAUAUGACAUCGACACCACAAGGAAAAUGGUAAUAGCAGAAUGCUUUGCCGCCCGCAAAAAUAUGAAAGCCACGGAUCAACCGGGCAACCUGACAACCAACAAUGAUUGCAUCAGUCGCCAACGGCUAUAUGGAGCUAGUUGUACUGUACCAUGUACUGUAGCUCGACUGAUAGAUAAAUAAAUAAUAAUAAGCUAGCCUAGUUUUGUAUU